Messenger RNA from Ruditapes philippinarum (Manila clam), 3699 nucleotides. RefSeq names its product metabotropic glutamate receptor 8-like. Gene Ontology annotation, cellular component: membrane. Gene Ontology annotation, biological process: G protein-coupled receptor signaling pathway. Bases 596 to 3418 code for a protein of 940 amino acids. The transcript has 11 exons. The record is from RefSeq and is a predicted model, not a curated record. Gene Ontology annotation, molecular function: adenylate cyclase inhibiting G protein-coupled glutamate receptor activity. Lineage: Eukaryota; Metazoa; Mollusca; Bivalvia; Venerida; Veneridae.
AAAUGUACUUUCCUUCCAUUUAACAGAAUGGUUUUGGGAAGCUACGAGGCAAAAUAAUAGCUGUUGUUUUUCUUUUUUUAUUUUGAAUUUAAACGAUGUUGUACUUAUAUGUUAAAAUUAAGUACAGAUAAUUACUGUAAAUAUAACGAUAUUAAACUAUUAAUGUAAUAUUAAGAAUGAUUUUAAAAUGAUUUAGAAGAGGAGAUUGAAUGAAAGAUUUUGCUAAUUGUAAAUGAGUAAACAAUUUUUGUGAAUAGAAAAUAAUUGUGCAUCUACUUAUUUAUGGAUGUUAACGACUUUAUUGCUGAACGAAAGCUUAGCCAAAAAUUGUUAAGAUUACAAUCCUUUCUUUAAGCCGCCGUGAUUCCAUCAGGCGAUGUCUUGAUUAAAAGGAUAUCUGACGUAUCAAAUAAAAAAAUGAAGGAGAAAUAACAAAAGACUCUCAUUUCGCGCCAGUAAGUUGCUGUAGUGUCUCCAGACAGGCUAUUUUCUUUGAUUGACGCUAGUGUAAUGACGCUUACAGUGUUAAAAGAACGAGUUCUCCCUUGAAUUGUAGGACUUUUUCAGAGGUGAUGUCUGUGGUAUAAAAACGAUAAUGGAAGUGUUUAAUUUCUUGGCAAUUUUAACAGUAUUUAUUGUAUAUUUUUUAAACUUUAUUCAUAGUGCUUAUCCGCGAGAAAAAUCCAUUUAUUACAUAGGUGCACAUGGUAAUUUUACAUGGCCCCGUAAGGAGCUUUCUGUGUCAAUAGAUGGGGAUAUUAUAAUUGGAGCCUUACAUAUGGUGCACGAGAGAAGCGAGGAACUCACGUGCGGUGCUAUAAUGAGUCAAGGAGGUAUUCAGGCUUUAGAGACAAUGCUUUAUACGUUAGACCAUAUCAACAAUCGCAUGGAUAUACUUCCGCAUGUGUCGUUAGGGAUGCUAGCAAAGGACGAUUGUGACAGAGAUAUUUAUGGCUUAGAACAAGCCGUUGAUUUUAUCAGGGGAUCAAUUGCCAGUAUUGGAGGAUCAGACUAUACAUGCCGAGACGGCAGUACCCCUGACCUUACACCAAAGGUCAUACCAGGGGUCAUAGGUGCACCUUCAAGUGUCACAUCCAUUCAAGUUGCUAACCUACUAAAACUCUUUAAAAUUCCACAGGUUAGUUUCUUCUCAACAAGUACAGUACUUAGUAACAGAGACAGAUACCCGUACUUCCUGAGAACGAUACCAUCUGAUGUCAACCAAGCCCAGGCCAUGGUAGAAUUGGUCCGGAUGUUUAACUGGACAUUCGUGUCCGUGAUUUAUGAAGAAUCAAGCUACGGAAUUCAGGGGUUUAACGAGCUCGAAAAACUGUUGAAACAGCAUGGGAUUUGCUUGGCGACGACGGAAAAAUUACUGAAAGACUCAGGAGUGCCAAGUGAAGAAUUUUACGACCAUAUUGUGACAAGACUGAAACAAACCUCAAAAGCAAAAGGAGUUAUAAUAUUUGCCUCUGACCAAGAAGUAGGGGAGUUGAUGAAAGCUGUGCGGAGAAAGAAAGCAACAGGAAUGUUUUCGUGGAUAGGAAGUGAUGGAUGGGGAGGAAGGGGUCUGGCUUAUCUAGGAAAAGAGGAACAGGUGGAAGGUGCGAUAACGGUCCAGCCAUUAGCUUUUGAAGUCAAAGGAUUUAAAGAAUACUUCUUGAAUUUGACACCAUUUAAUAAUAUGAGAAACCCAUGGUUUGUUGAAUUUUGGGAACAAAAUUUCAAGUGUAAAUUCCCCGGCUCUUCAUGGACGCCAUAUAACGAGGACUACAACACAACAUGCACUGGCACUGAACGAAUAGAGCCUAAUACGUUUAUCAUGGAAGCCCAGUUACAGUUUGUCAGUGAUGCCAUGUUUGCUUUUGCAAUAGCUUUACAUAAUAUGCACACCGACUUAUGUGGUCCAACUUAUCGCGAACUGUGUCCUAGUAUGGAUCCGGUCGAUGGUGAAGCACUAAAAGAUUAUCUAAUGCAUGUGAAUUUUACAGGUUUGUCCGGUCAGCAUUUCCAGUUUCUACCAAAUGGAGAUGGUCCAGCAAGAUACAGGAUACUUAAUUUCCGUCAAACGUCACCAGGAGUUUACAAAUGGGAAACAGUUGGUUUCUUCGAUAAUGGACAUCUAAUUGAUGUAGAAGACAUAAAGUUCCGCCUUGACCAACCACAACAUCCGGACUCCGUCUGUUCGUAUGAGUGUGGGCCGGGAGAGGCAACUUUAUAUUUAGAGGGAAGUCAUUGUUGCUGGACCUGUGCGAAAUGUCAUACGUACCAAUACCUGCCUACCCCGUUUAAAUGUGAAGAUUGCCCGCCGGGAUCAAAGCCAAACGAAGAAAAAACAGAAUGUGUUUCAAUACCUAUUGUUUACCUGCGGUACGUUGACGCAUUGGCUAUUGGAGCAAUUGCAUUUUCAACAAUUGGAAUUGUUUUCACUGGCUAUGUAACUGCCAUUUUUGUGAAAUACAAUGACACGCCAGUUGUCAAAGCGUCUGGGAGAGAGUUAAGCUUUGUUCUGCUUUUUGGCAUCUUUCUCUGUUACUCCAUGACAUUUGUACUUAUCCUAAAACCUAAUGCUAUUGUCUGCGGUGCACAAAAAUUCGGGAUUGGAUUAUGUUUCUCGGUUUGUUAUUCAGCUAUUCUUAUAAAGACUAAUAGAAUAUCUCGAAUAUUUCGUGCAGGAAAACGAACAGCUAAACGCCCGAAAUUCAUCAGCCCUAAAUCUCAGAUAUUUAUAACAGGUUCUAUUGUAGCAUUCCAAAACAUUGUCGGUGUGAUGUGGGUACUGUUACGUCCACCGGAAGCUGUUUUCUACUUCUCAACCAGGGCUGAUCAUCAGCUUGUAUGCAAGGACGCAGUUGGAGGAUAUUAUAUGAUUGGAUUUUCUUGCCCAAUCAUACUUGUGAUUAUAUGUACAAUAUAUGCCAUAUUGACUCGAAACAUUCCUGAGGCGUUCAAUGAAUCAAAAUAUAUCGGAUUUACAAUGUAUACAACUUGCAUUAUUUGGUUAGCUUUUGUGCCAAUAUACUUUUCAACUGCAUACGAUAUAAAGUUACGAAUAGCAACGAUGUGUUAUUCCAUAAGUUUAAGUGCAACUGUAACGCUAGUUUGCAUGUUUACUCCAAAAUUGUACAUAAUACUUACACAUCCUCAGAACAACGUGCGGAAAUCCAUGGCAACGCACGUGACACGCACGUACAUGAGUAAUGCUGCUCAACCAACUCAACAGUCACAAACCAUUCAUUGUGGAUACUCAGCCGUGCCGGUUUCAUCUCAAAUACCAAACAAGAUGGAAAUGCUACAGCCGAACCCACCAAACGCAUGCCUUAAGGGAAGUGAUGUACAGAAAAAUGGAAACAGUAUUAGUACGCAGACAUUGGACAGUAUGGACGUUCUGCUCAACAACAAGGACGUCACCUUGUAGUUUAACAUUUCAAUCAACAAGAAAUUGGCCAUUCCGGAUGUUCUGCUCAACAGCAAUUGAUAACAUUACAAUUAAACAGUUUAACAAUUACAAGCCUAUUCGCGGCAACAAAUGAGCAUAUUCUACCAGUGCCGUGUGAUCAGUUACCUUACCUUGCUUUUUAUAACAAUUAAAUAUUGGAAAAUAAAUAUUUUACUUUGGAAUAAAAUACACAACUGAUUGUGGAACGGAUGCUUUAUAUUAAGAUUAAUUACUUUUUUCUUCAAAUUAAACGCUUUAUA